UGGAGUAAGUGAUGCACUUGCUCAUCCGAUUUCUAGACAACAGGUAUCAUCAUGCGGACUUUUGGAAAAAUAAAGGGAAAGACGAUGUUGUCACUUCUGGUGGCAGCGGUGAUGUUGGCAGGACAGACACAAGCAGAAGAGCGGAUAUCCAGACAAGCGCGGGCAUGCAGACCUGGUACGACCUGCAUUCAGCUGACCAGGUGCCCACAGCUCAUCUCCCUCCUCAACUUCCCGACGCAGGAGAACAUCCAGGUCCUGAGAAAUGCCUUCUGCGGCUUCUCCGCGAGGAACCCGUUAGUUUGUUGUCCAGGCUCAGGCCCAACGACGCCCACCCCCACUCCACCCACCCUCGUUACCCAGCCCACCCAGCCCACCCAACCCACCCAACCCACCCAGCCCACCCAGCCCACCCAACCCACGGAACCCACACCCGGCGGAGGUGAGGCGCUCUUGCCGAGUCGCUGUGGCCUCACGUCGUCGCCCGUCAACCGCAUUUUCGACGGAGAAGACGCUGCUUUGGGCGCCUAUCCCUGGAUGGCUCUGCUGGGAUUUACUGGGCGAUUCGAAACCCGGCCUGUGUUCGGAUGCGGAGGUGCGUUGAUCAAUAACCGCUAUAUACUCACGGCCGCACAUUGCACUGAUCCGCAGUUCACUUCUGGUCGAAUUUUAUCAGUGAUUCGCCUGGGAGAGCAUAACCUGGCAACAGACGAGGACUGCACCACAACAGGAAGGACUCAGCGAUGCGCGCCGCCCAUACAGACUUUCACGCCCGCGCAGGUCAUCCGGCACCCGAGCUUCGACAGGCGGGCCAGCGUCAGCGACGACAUUGCUCUCGUGAGGCUCAACAGGGCAGCAACCUUCAGUGACUACAUUCAGCCCAUCUGCGUCCCGCCCGCCGGCCUUGACAUCACCGCCUUCCUCGCCAGCCGGGAGGUGACCGUGGCGGGCUGGGGCACCACCGAGAGGGGCCCGGACACGCAGGUGCUGCAGAAGGUUCAGAUUCCCUUCGUCGGCAAAGCAGAGUGUAACCCCCACUACGACAACGCCCUCGUGGACGAACAGAUCUGCUUCGGUGGUUCAGGGCAGCGAGACGCCUGUUUCGGAGACUCCGGAGGCCCCGUCUUCAUCAACGAAAUCGGGACAGGAAGGUUUUCAUUGCUAGCGGUUGUGUCAUUUGGGCAGCCUUCUUGCGGAGUGCCAGGAGUGCCUGCUGUCUAUACUGAUGUGGCAUCGUACAGGACUUGGAUUGUAAACAACUUACAACCUUAAGGAAUCUGAGAAUAAGGGUGCUUUUCAGGGAGGUUUCACUUUCAUCAUUGGUGACUUAAGUGUGUUAGUGUUUAUGUGUGUGUGAAUGUUUAUAUGUUGUGUGUGAAUAUAUUUUUUAUUAAUUCCUUUAAUGCAAUAAAGAAAUAUCACAGGAAA
This is a messenger RNA of Penaeus chinensis, 1425 nucleotides long. RefSeq names its product phenoloxidase-activating factor 1-like. Gene Ontology annotation, molecular function: serine-type endopeptidase activity. Gene Ontology annotation, biological process: proteolysis. Lineage: Eukaryota; Metazoa; Arthropoda; Malacostraca; Decapoda; Penaeidae. The coding region runs from base 52 to 1269 and encodes 405 amino acids. The record is from RefSeq and is a predicted model, not a curated record. The transcript is spliced from 9 exons.